Oncorhynchus mykiss (rainbow trout) is the source of this 1929-nucleotide messenger RNA. Lineage: Eukaryota; Metazoa; Chordata; Actinopteri; Salmoniformes; Salmonidae. The record is from RefSeq and is a predicted model, not a curated record.
UCAGGGCCCAGACGAGGAUCAACUAGCAGUUGAAGGAAAGACUAACAACACUCAGACAGACCAGGCAGCAAAGGUCAAAGGUGAAAUGGACCUGGACAAUGACUGGUCAGAGAGUGACAGUGAGACUGAGGAAAUUACAGCUGAUUUUGAGAUUGAUGAGGAAACAGACCAACCAGCAACGUGCGGAGGUAAGAAGACAGUCAGUGGAAUUACAAUGAGGAGUGCUGAUCUUGUUUGACAGCAUGUGAAAAUCAUCACUAAUAUUUUAUAAUUGUAGGAAACUCCCAUGAAAUCAUUAACACUUACCUUUUCACCCACAUUUUCACACACCAUUUUAUUCAAAUGUCAGAUUACUCCAUCUCUAUUGCAGAGGAGGUUAAGAUUCAGGACCCUGACAAGAAUCAACCAGCAAAGCUCAAAGAUUCCUCCAUCUUCUUGGCUGGUGCUGAGGUCAAACAGACCCAGUGCAAAGAUGUCUCCUUGGUUGCUGCAGCUGAGUCAAAGACUCUGAACCCUCAGGAGGAGCAGCCAGCAAAGUGUAAAGAUUUGUCUGUGUUUGCUGCAGCUGUAGGAAAGACUCAGGACUCAGCAAAGGUCAAAGGUGAAAUGGACCUGGAUAAUGACUGGUCAGAGAGUGACAGUGAGAUUGAGGAAAUUACAGCUGAUUUUGAGAUUGAUGAGGAAACAGACCAACCAGCAACGUGCGGAGAGGAGGUUAAGAUUCAGGACCCUGACAAGAAUCAACCAGCAAAGCUCAAAGAUUCCUCCAUCUUCUUGGCUGGUGCUGAGGUCAAACAGACCCAGUGCAAAGAUGUCUCCUUGGUUGCUGCAGCUGAGUCAAAGACUCUGAACCCUCAGGAGGAGCAGCCAGUAAAGUGUAAAGAUUUGUCUGUGUUUGCUGCAGCUGUAGGAAAGACUCAGGACCCAGCAAAGGUCAAAGGUGAAAUGGACCUGGAUAAUGACUGGUCAGAGAGUGACAGUGAGAUUGAGGAAAUUACAGCUGAUUUUGAGAUUGAUGAGGAAACAGACCAACCAGCAACGUGCGGAGAGGAGGUUAAGAUUCAGGACCCUGACAAGAAUCAACCAGCAAAGCUCAAAGAUUCCUCCAUCUUCUUGGCUGGUGCUGAGGUCAAACAGACCCAGUGCAAAGAUGUCUCCUUGGUUGCUGCAGCUGAGUCAAAGACUCUGAACCCUCAGGAGGAGCAGCCAGCAAAGUGUAAAGAUUUGUCUGUGUUUGCUGCAGCUGUAGGAAAGACUCAGGACUCAGCAAAGGUCAAAGGUGAAAUGGACCUGGAUAAUGACUGGUCAGAGAGUGACAGUGAGAUUGAGGAAAUUACAGCUGAUUUUGAGAUUGAUGAGGAAACAGACCAACCAGCAACGUGCGGAGAGGAGGUUAAGAUUCAGGACCCUGACAAGAAUCAACCAGCAAAGCUCAAAGAUUCCUCCAUCUUCUUGGCUGGUGCUGAGGUCAAACAGACCCAGUGCAAAGAUGUCUCCUUGGUUGCUGCAGCUGAGUCAAAGACUCUGAACCCUCAGGAGGAGCAGCCAGCAAAGUGUAAAGAUUUGUCUGUGUUUGCUGCAGCUGUAGGAAAGACUCAGGACUCAGCAAAGGUCAAAGGUGAAAUGGACCUGGAUAAUGACUGGUCAGAGAGUGACAGUGAGAUUGAGGAAAUUACAGCUGAUUUUGAGAUUGAUGAGGAAACAGACCAACCAGCAACGUGCGGAGAGGAGGUUAAGAUUCAGGACCCUGACAAGAAUCAACCAGCAAAGCUCAAAGAUUCCUCCAUCUUCUUGGCUGGUGCUGAGGUCAAACAGACCCAGUGCAAAGAUGUCUCCUUGGUUGCUGCAGCUGAGUCAAAGACUCUGAACCCUCAGGAGGAGCAGCCAGCGAAGUGUAAAGGUAAAGACCAAAGCCCGGUUUCCCGAUAG